Messenger RNA from Aspergillus affinis, 381 nucleotides. Its product is annotated as Di-copper centre-containing protein. The coding region runs from base 1 to 381 and encodes 126 amino acids. The transcript has 2 exons. Gene Ontology annotation, molecular function: oxidoreductase activity. NCBI's taxonomy places the organism in Eukaryota, Fungi, Ascomycota, Eurotiomycetes, Eurotiales, Aspergillaceae. The record is from RefSeq and is a predicted model, not a curated record.
AUGCAGGGAAUGGUAGCUACGCCCGGUUAUCUGGGUGUCCACUCAGGGGGACAUUACACCGUUGGUGGAGAUCCUGAUGGAAGCUUCCCAGCUAAAUUUAUCACCAAUCCAGGACAGGACUUCUUUACCUCCCUCGGCGAUCCAGCAUUCUUCCUCCACCAUGCCGCUAUUGAUCGGCUUUUCUGGACUUGGCAGAACCAGGACCCGGCUAAGCGCACAUACCAGGUUAUCGGACCUACUGGGUUCUUGACUCCAGAUGGCGCAUCUAUUAAUGCUACUUUGGAUGACAUCGUGGAUAUGGGGGGCUUUCUAGCGCCGCCGAAGACUCUCAGGCAACUUUCGGGUACUAUGGGGGGGCCGUUCUGUUAUGUUUACACCUAG